Klebsormidium nitens is the source of this 5618-nucleotide messenger RNA. The record is from the annotation of a GenBank genome assembly. Lineage: Eukaryota; Viridiplantae; Streptophyta; Klebsormidiophyceae; Klebsormidiales; Klebsormidiaceae.
CAGCUGGCUGCAUGAUGUGCUCGCAGAGCGCACUGGCGGAAACAAGGAGAAUGGCUGCACUCUGUUUUUUCCUGAUUUCAAAAGUACCCCAUGCCAUUGGCAUAUGGCUCUCUUCUCCAGGCAAUUUUGCUUCUCACCCCACAGCUGACUGGAGAUAAGCAUCAUCCUUCCUUUCGUAAUGAUACCAUACGAAGGCAAGACGUAACGCCAUCUUUGCAGGAAGGUUUGAUGGUGAAUCCAGGAUCUUCUGCUUCAAAGGUUGUCCUCCUUGAUGUUUGAUUCUUGGCAUCUGUACUUUUGAGAAGAGUCCGCAGACAGUGACUUUAGAAAUCUGAUAUGGUAAUAGGACCAGAGUGCAUGCCUGCAGCUUCAUUUCAGCACUUCUGCACCCCCGGAGAUGGCUGUGAGCACAUGUGGUAGUGGUACAAGCUAAAAACGCUUAGUCAUGGCAGCAAAAAAGUCCCGCAAGAUCAUCCUGAUUGACCAUGAAGACCUCCAGCCGAAGCGAGCCAAGCCAAGCGGGCCAUCUGUCAGCCAAGCACCGAGCGAUUUUGCAGAGCGGGGCCCUAAAGCUGCCGCUGACCAGGAUGAUUUGGGCAGGAGCUCCCAGGCCGCGUCCACCGCAGCUCCGCCAGACAUUUCCACCUUAAGCCAGGAGCCUUCUUCAGGCGUGCCGUCCUCCAGAACUACUCAGCCGCUGGUGGCCGGAGCCGUGAGGCCGGUAGGGGGACAGCCUGGCCUCCAGCGGCCUCUGGCCCGCCCUCAGUUUGCUCCCCCUGGAGCUCAACCCCGGCCUCCCUUUGGCAACUUGCCGCACCCUGGCUGGCUGCCCUCCCAAGCCAAUCAGAGAGUCGUGCAAAACGCUCCUCAAGUUAACUCUCCUGCAGGAGGGGCCUUCCAGAGUGGUGAAGGCUCCAGCAGGUCAAACAACAGGGAAAGCGCUCCUCGCCCACAGCUGAAACCACCAUUGCAGGGCUUAGGGAGCCAGAGACCCGGAAAGGAAGCCGGUCCUAGUUACCCAGGAGUUCGGCAGGAGUUCGUGCAGAAACCUCAUGUUUGGCAGCAUCCGGGGAAGCGGGCCAGCGCUGCCCCAAAGGCAUCGCCAAUGCUUGAAAGGUUGCAGAAGGAAGCAACCUGCCAGAAGCUUUGGGACCCCCCAGAGGAAGGCGAGUUGAAGCCGGUGCCUGAAGACUUCUCUUCGGUGGACGCCUAUAUUGCUGCAUUCGAGCCGUUUGUAUUUGCGGAGUGCCGGGCCGAGUUGAGACAAGAGUGGCAGGAGGUGUGUGAUGGAAGCAAGAACCACUACGAGGUCAUUGUUACUGGCGUGGAGACGUACGAAACUGGCGGGCAUGACGUGCGGCUGACGCUGCGCAACCCCACCAUCCGGCUGGGCAUGAAGAAGGACGCCAGCAACCUGCAGUUCAGGGAGGGCGCUGUGGCGGUGCUCACACCAGCCAAGCCGGACCUGAUAGACCGGCGCAGAGGCAUGCAGAGGUCUGACCAGGAGAAGGAGGAGCCAGAAAGCAACCAGUUGCGGGUUGCCGGGGUGGUGACAAAAUAUGUGCAGGGGGAGCUGAGAGGGGACGCAGACUGGGUGGUCGUCAGAGUGUACGCAGACAAGGGCCGAACGGGGAACAGCAAAGACGCCGGUACGGGGACUGGCCCGGACGCGGUGCUGGAUCUGCUGAAGAAGGAGAGUGCCACGUGGUGGUUCACCCCCCUGAGCAACCUGGUGACGAACCAGCGCGAGUACGAGGGCCUGCACAGCAUCCGCCACUUCCAGGGGCUCAUGAAGGCCGCCAUCCUGAAGCCGAAGCAGGAGCUGUUCCCCAAGUACACCGAGCAGGAGGCGCCCCCGCUGGCCGGAUGGCUCACCGCCGCUUUCUCCGAGCAUCUGCAGCGCUCUUUCAACCCCCCUCAGCUGGCUUCCAUCAAGUGGUCAGCGGCUCACGUCGCGGCGAGCGCUCGAGGCAAAAGUUCGCAGGCUGCUUCGGGAGGGGAGGAAGUCUGGCCGUUCACGCUCAUUCAGGGGCCCCCAGGGACGGGGAAGACGCACACCGUGUGGGGCAUCCUGAACGUCGUCCACCUCGUCCAGUACCAGCGCUACUUUGCGUCGCUCCUCCAGAAGCUAGCCCCCUCCGCUGUCGCCUCCGAGGAGGACCCCUCCGAGAAGCCCAAGUCGCGGCCGCCUUCCCCCUCCGACGGCAGCCUCGACUCCAUCCUCAGCAGCAUGGACGCCAGCCUGAAGCGCAUCCUCCCGCAGCUGUCGCCCAAGCCGCGCCUGCUUGUCUGCGCGCCGUCUAACGCCGCCACGGACGAGCUCCUCGCCAGGGUUUUGGACCGCGGGUUCAUCGACGGGGAGCUGCGCAGCUACAAGCCGAACGUGGCGAGAGUGGGACUCGACUUCGGGUCGCCGGCGGCGCAGGCGGUCAGUGUGGAGAGGCGGGCCAACCAGCUGCUGUCGAUGAAGGCAGAGGAUGUGCACAAGUGGGUGCAGCAGCUGCAGCGCGACGAGCAGGCGCUGCGGUACCGCCUGUCCAUCGUGCAGAAGGAGCUGGCCGCGCGCGCUGCCAGCAGCCGAGGGGGGGCCAUUGGAGUGGACCCGGAGCAGCUAGCGAACAUGGACAAGGAGAGGGACGCCAAGCUGCAAGAGCUGGCGGCGCUGCGGGAACAGCACGACAAGUUGUUGGUGGAAUUGGAGCGGCUGUUGAUCGUGGGCGAGAAGUAUCGGCCGGGGGGGGGCUACCAGCGCACGGAGGGCCAGCUGCGGCGGCAGCUGGAGACGUCGUUUGCGCGCGAGGCGGAGAUUGUGUUCACCACGCUCUCCAGCAGUGGGCGCGAGAUCUUUGAGCGGCUCGGCCACGGGUUUGACACCGUCGUCAUUGACGAGGCGGCGCAGGCGUCCGAGAUGGCGAUCCUGCCGCCGCUGCGGCUGGGGUGCAACCGGUGUAUUCUGGUGGGCGACCCGCAGCAGCUGCCGGCCACGGUGAUCAGCCAGGAGGCGCAGACCAUGCUCUUCAGCCGCAGCCUCUUCGAGCGCUUCCAGCUCGCCGGCUGCCCCGCUCUCAUGCUUACGCAGCAGUAUCGGAUGCAUCCCGUCAUCCGUGAGUUUCCGAGCCGCUUCUUCUACGAGGGACGCCUCACAGACGACGAGUCGGUCAUGGGGCGGCCGGAGGAGCCGUACCACCGAGACCACCUGCUGCGGCCGUACAUCUUCUUCGACGUGUCGAAGGGACAGGAGAGGCAGGGCGGGCGGAGCAUGUCGCUGCAGAACAAGCUCGAGGCAGACUUCGCGGUGCUGCUGUACAGUCACUUUCGGGCAAGCCUGCCGCCGGGAGCGCUCCCACGGCUGUCGGUGGGCGCCAUCACUCCCUACAAGCAGCAGUCCGCCGCGCUCAAGCGCGCGUUCGACCCGAUCGUGGCUGACAUCAGCAAGGAGGGCGCGUCGAUUACGAUCAACACGGUGGACGCGUACCAGGGCCAGGAGCGCGACAUCGUCAUCCUGAGCUGCGUGCGCGCAUCGCCCAAGGGGGGAGUCGGCUUCGUGGCCGACGUGCGCAGGAUGAACGUGGCGCUUACGCGGGCGCGCCGGGCACUCUGGAUCCUUGGCAAUGCUUCUUCUCUUAGCCGCAACCCCGACUGGGAGGCCCUCAUUCGGGAUGCUAAGGAGCGGGGCUUCUACGUGGACGCCUCAAAUCCCGAGGCCCUGUUUCCGCCUCACAUCUUCGACCAGAUCAGGGCCCUCCAAGUAAGCGAGCAGAUAGGACCUCCAGGACAGGGCCCGUCGGAACCCCCGGGCAUGUCAGCGCUUCCACCGGGAAGGAAGCGUCAAAAAGCAUUGUCGCCUAAGGGCAAGGGAGCCCCGCUUACUGUGCAAGCAGGCGGGGAACUUGCUGACGUCAGCGGAAGGGGAUUAGAGGGCGUUCCGGGGCAGAGCGGCAGGGUCGAGUCGGAGCGGGGUGCGUCGGUCAUCGGGAGGACGGAGGCACAGAUGCGGGGUUUACAAGCCCACGUCAACGGGACAAUGGGGAUGCCUACUAGUCUAGGGGACGGAGCUCCCCCGGGGGCGGAAGCACGGCGGAGCCUUCCGUCCCGGGACCCUCGGAGAGCGGCGUUGGGCCGCUCGGUGCCCAAAUCGUCAAACCCGGGGCUGCCGAACCUGCCCCCUAGUACAGCGCCCCCGAAAGCUAACCUACAUGCUGAAAUAGCCUCCCUGGCGCUUAGGUUCAGGCCGCCUUCUCCAACGCCAGGGGGCGACCCGAAAGAUGGACCGGCAACGGUAGAAGCUUCGAGGGACGGCCAGAGAGCCGAUGCGUCAGGCAGGGAACCGACCCCCGCUCUGGAGGGGGCGGGGCAGCGUUCGUCAAUGGAAGCAGCGCGCAUGGCGCUGACGGCCCUCGGGGUGGACCUGCGCCAGCUGGACAGCGUCCGGUGGGAUGCGGUCGAGAAGGGACUGCACGCGCACACUGUCCGACUUAGAGGCACAGGGGCCGCUGCUGCACAGCCGUCUGUAGACAGAUUCCGGGGGGCCAGCGGAGGAGUCCCCCGCCAAGAUUCUGUUGUAGCCAGUCGCAGCGGAACCCCUCAUCAGGCAGAGAAGGAUAACCCGGGCCAAAGUAGGCCCCAGUUCGGAGGUUUUGGACCCCAGGUUGCCCUUAAACAUAGUAAACCGAGCGGUGCCGUUGCGCAGCCUCCCGCACCCCCUUGUUUCCGAUUAGCACAGCCUGGUGCGUAUGGUGGCCAGCCGUUUGCGCCCGGGUUCCCGAACGGGCAGCUGCCGCGGUCAGCGUCCGGUGCUGGGGGCCCACCUGGAUUCCCGGCCAGUCAUCUUGCCGGCGACUUCAUACUGCAGACAGGAGACGCGCGCUUAGGAGGUCAGGUAGUCGAUACUGGUGCGGGUCCCCCUCCAAAUGGCCCGACGUUACCAAGGCUCGGCCGCGGGGCGAUGGGGACGCAGUUGGGGGGAGGGGGCUUUCCGGCCCCUGCGGACCUGCCGGGUCUGCGAGAGCCGUCGGCUAACGGCGGCCCCCCUCCAGCAGCGCAACUGGCGCGGCUAGAUCAGCAGCAGGGCAAAGCGGGCCUGGGACGAGCGAAGCCGAGCAAGAAGCAGAAGAAGGGCUGGAAGCAGCACGUCGACCGAGAUCAGGGGGGCGGGGUGGGUCCUCUCGAGGCCCCCCGGAUGCGGGGUAGACCGCAAGCAGCGAGCGACCCGUCAGCACACCUUUGGAACACAGGGGACUUGAUCGGGACAUCUGGUGGUGGAGGUAAAGCUGAAGCCAGAGUCACUAGCCAGGAAGAGAGGCCGGGAAAGGCCUCGACCAAGUCAGGCACAGCGGCUGGAGCUUUUCCAUUGAAUGCCAGUGCGGCCAAAAGGCAGUGGGCAUUCGAUCUAAAUAGUGUGCCUGAGGACGGGGAUGUUGACGUCGAUAGAGGGCCGCCAGGGUUCGCUUCUGAGCAAGAACCAGGUUGACAGUAUCUGACACUGCUCUAGUUACGAACGCCGUACCUGGAAAUGGAUCUUUUCACUGACCGGUGAAACGCUAUACUGCAUCAGACCGAAGGCCAAUUCGUCCAGCAUACUGCUCACAAACGACUCUUCAAAACGUGCGAAGUCUCAU